UGGUUGGGCUGCAUAAUGGAGGCAGGGUGCAAGGAGUGUAGCCUUCGCAGGCGGACAGAGCAGUCUGCGAAGUCGUGUUGCACUUCCUGUUAUCUGAGUGACUCAGUGCAAGUCCCCGCAAGUCUCUGAGCCUCAGUUUCCUCAUCGGUAAUUGAGAAUAACAAUCAUACAGGAGGCGCAAGAUUGCUAUCAUGAUUGCGUUAAAUGUGAUGAUGUGUGUGCCAUCCUGCCUAGUGAUAUACUGCCAUGUGGUGAACCGUCAAUAAAUCGUCGUGGUAGCGAUUUUUAUUACCAUUACGUGAGAUUUGCGGAGCAGGUGUCGCCAUGGAAUUAAGGUGGCCAGGGCCGGUUUUGGCGGUGAUGAUGAAGAUAUGGAGACAGGGCGACUCAGAGAAGAGAUGGGCUUGGGGGGACGCUUACGGAUAGGGAUGGGAUACCGCAAUGAGGUAGGAGGCGGCCCUGGCAUGAUAAGGGCAGACUUGGGGUGUGAGCUCAAUGAAGAUGAGCUCUAAGGAGCGGAUGGCACGAGAGGGAAGUGGAGUGGAGGCAGUGCCCUCGGGGAUGGGGGCAGUGUGGCUGGGGUUUGGGCGGCGUGUUGAGGAGCUGGCCGGCUUUGGGUUUCCACGGGGAGGAGCCUGUAGUGGCAGGCGGAGCUGGGGGCUGGGCCGGGUUUAAGGCUGGCUUUUGUGCCCGUCUCCCUACCGCCUUCCCACCCGCACUGCAGCUGCCAGCCUGAGCCAUGGGCCGCCGAGUCCUCUUGCUCCUGCUCCUGGCAUUCCUAGCGCCUGGGGCCACCAUAACCCUCCGACCGGCCUUAAAGACCCUCGGCAGCCUGCAUUUGCCAACUAGUCCUGCAUCCCGCCCAGCUGUAGCCAAGAACUACUCGGUUCUCUACUUCCAACAGAAGGUUGAUCAUUUUGGAUUUAAUACUGUGAAAACUUUUAAACAGCGCUAUCUAAUAGCUGAUGAAUACUGGAAGAAAGAUGGGGGAUCAAUACUUUUCUACACUGGUAAUGAAGGGGACAUUAUCUGGUUUUGCAAUAAUACGGGUUUCAUGUGGGAUGUGGCUGAGGAACUGAAAGCUAUGUUGGUGUUUGCUGAACAUCGAUACUAUGGAGAGUCCCUACCCUUUGGUCACAGCUCAUACAAGGAUUCCAGACACUUGAAUUUUCUGACAUCAGAACAAGCUCUGGCUGAUUUUGCAGAGUUAAUCAAACACUUGAAAAGAACAAUCCCAGGAGCUGAAAAUCAACCUGUCAUUGCUCUAGGGGGCUCCUAUGGUGGCAUGCUCUCGGCCUGGUUCAGAAUGAAAUAUCCUCAUAUCGUAGUUGGAGCUCUUGCAGCUUCUGCCCCUAUCUGGCAGUUUGAGGAUUUGGUACCUUGUGGUGUAUUUAUGAAGAUUGUAACUACAGAUUUUAGGAAAAGUGGUCCAUAUUGUUCAGACAGCAUCCGCAGGUCAUGGGAUGCCAUUAAUCGACUCUCAAAUACAAGCAGAGGUAUACAGUGGCUUACUGAAGCCUUUCACUUAUGCAGCCCAUUAGCUUCUGAGAAGAUCCAACGUUUGAAAGACUGGAUUACUGAAACCUGGCUGAAUCUGGCUAUGGUGGACUACCCUUAUGCGUCUAACUUUUUACAGCCUUUGCCUGCUUGGCCUAUUAAGGUAGUGUGCCAGUAUUUGAGAAAUCCCAAUGUAUCUGAUUCACUGCUGCUACAGAAUAUUUUCCAAGCUCUGAAUGUAUAUUAUAAUUAUUCUGGCCAGGCGAAAUGCCUGAAUAUUUCAGAGACAACAACUAGCAAUCUGGGAUCCCUGGGUUGGAGCUAUCAGGCUUGCACAGAAAUGGUCAUGCCUUUUUGUACUAAUGGUAUUGAUGACAUGUUUGAACCUCACUUGUGGAACUUGAAGGAAUUUUCUGAUGACUGUUUUAACCAGUGGGGUGUGAGACCGAGGCCUUCCUGGAUCACUACCCUGUAUGGAGGCAAAAACAUCAGUUCACAUACGAACAUAGUUUUCAGUAAUGGUGAACUAGACCCCUGGUCAGGAGGUGGAGUAACCAAGGACAUCACAGACACCUUGGUUGCCAUCACCAUCCCAGAGGGAGCUCAUCAUUUAGAUCUCCGAGCCAGCAAUGCCUUAGAUCCCAGGUCUGUGCUGUUAGCCCGCACCUUGGAAGUUAAACACAUGAAGAAAUGGAUCAGAGAUUUCUAUAACAGUGCGGGAAAGCAGAAGUGAGAGACUUUGGAUCAUUUCCACUUUCUUCUUUUAUGUUCACACCACCCAUAUUCCCUUUGGUUUUCUACAUGUAAUUACUUUCCCUCAUUUAUCAUUAGAUUUGGUGGGGCUGAGGUUGAAACAGAAGAGAGGAUGAUGGUGGUGAGAGCAGCCAUCCCCCAAGUUUGAUUCCUGAGUCUCUGCUAUCUUUUUACCACCUCCAGGAAGAAUCUCUUCAUGAUAGCUCUCCCACACCACUGGUGGCCCUCAUAAAUGGAACAGAGUUCCUGACCGCCUUUUAUAAGAGAGAGAGUCACUUCCUUUGUUUCUCUGCAAAUGGAGAUUUCUCCUUGGUUUUGAGGUUGAAGUCUCUUUGGCCCAUUUGUAAAUGCCCACCCCUACCCUCCAAAAAGAAAAAGCACAAGAUACAUAAAAAUGAUGUAAUUGCAGCUGGUAGGAAGGAUGUCUGAUGCCAGUCCAGGAAAUGGGAGCCAUUUCUUUUGUACUUGAUUUAAUGACUUUGAACUAUGCUGUAAAUAAAGAAUAAGGCUGGACCUUA
Messenger RNA from Lemur catta (Ring-tailed lemur), 2768 nucleotides. RefSeq names its product prolylcarboxypeptidase (gene PRCP). The record is from RefSeq and is a predicted model, not a curated record. The transcript has 9 exons. The coding region runs from base 740 to 2230 and encodes 496 amino acids. Lineage: Eukaryota; Metazoa; Chordata; Mammalia; Primates; Lemuridae. Gene Ontology annotation, biological process: negative regulation of systemic arterial blood pressure; angiogenesis involved in wound healing; proteolysis. Gene Ontology annotation, molecular function: dipeptidyl-peptidase activity; serine-type exopeptidase activity.